Neltuma alba is the source of this 1115-nucleotide messenger RNA. Its product is annotated as probable protein phosphatase 2C 39. The coding region runs from base 1 to 996 and encodes 331 amino acids. Gene Ontology annotation, molecular function: protein serine/threonine phosphatase activity; cation binding. Gene Ontology annotation, biological process: protein dephosphorylation. The record is from RefSeq and is a predicted model, not a curated record. The transcript has 6 exons. Lineage: Eukaryota; Viridiplantae; Streptophyta; Magnoliopsida; Fabales; Fabaceae.
AUGAAGCAGCCAGAAGACUACCUUACUGGAGAUGAAAAAUAUGAUGAGGAUGGGGAUAACAAGGAAAAUGAGCAUGGUGGCGAUGAAGGAGAAGGCGAUGAAGAUGCUGAGGUUGGCAAUGAUCUUCAAGAUGAUGCAGAGUACUUGAUAGGAGACGAAGGUCCAACUACGGCCGAGGGGGAACUUGAAAAAGGUCUUCCAGCAGAAGAUUCGGAUACGGGUAAUGAGUCUUGUAGACAUUACAGCCAUGGAUCUUAUCUGGUCCAAGGAAAGAUGGACCAUGGAAUGGAGGAUUAUAUUUUUGCUGAACAUAGGAACAUCAAUGGCUGCGACUUAGGACUAUAUGCAAUUUUUGAUGGCCACGCUGGUCAAGCUGUUGCAAAAUACUUGCAAGGCCAUCUAUUUGAAAGAAUAUUGAGUGAGCCUGACUUCUGGAAGAAUCCAGUACGUGUCCUUAAGAGAUCAUGCGAGGCCAUGGAUGAAGAGAUCCUAGCAAAGAUAGCAGAUUCACGAGGGGGAUCAACAGCUGUUGUAGGAAUACUUGUUAAUGGAGUGAAGUUGCUGGUAGCCAACGUCGGCGAUUCUCGAGCAAUAUUAUGCAGAAACGGUGUGGCAAAACAAAUUACAGCGGAUCAUGAGCCAGUGAGGGAGAAAGAUCUCGUUGAGAGCAAAGGAGGUUUUGUGUCCAAGGCACCCGGAUGUGUUCCAAGAGUGGAUGGUGUAUUAGCAAUGAGCAGGGCAUUUGGGGAUGGAAGGUUGAAGGAACACAUUACUGCAGAACCAGACGUGAUGGUUCAAAACAUCACUGAGGACACUGAGUUCGUCAUUUUGGCUAGUGACGGCCUCUGGAAGGUGAUGACGAACGAAGAAGCUUGUGAGUGCGUGAAGGAUAUGGAUGAUGCAAAAAAAGCAGCUAAGAAGCUGGUUAAAGAAGCAUUAGCUCAAGGAAGCUAUGAUGAUAUUUCAUGCAUUGUUGUAAUGUUCCAGGCUAAUUGAAUGUUCCUAGCUGUACGCAGUUCAUUUCUUCUUCUUCUUCUUUUGCUCUUUACUUUUUCUCAGAAUGAACUCUCUCAACCAUGUAGAAGAAAUAUGAAAGGUAGAUUCAUAGAUGUUGA